GUCCCUUCCCGUCCGGUGCGGCGCGGUGCGGUCCGGCCCGGCCCAGCCCCAGCGAGGGCAUGGAGAAGCUGCGGCGGGUGCUGACCGGGCAGGACGACGAGGAGCAGGGACUGACGGCGCAGGAUAAGGAGUUGGACCUAACAAGGUCCUCGAUGCAUCAACACUCAGCUUUGGUACUCGUGUCAGAUGGUUUGCCAUAUGUUUUGUUGCUGGCGUUGUGUGUUCUAUUCUUUACAUGUUUCCUGAUGGGGCCACUGAAGCAACUGAAAGCAAUGUUUGAGCCAAAAAGAUUAAUAGCUACAGUUGUGAUGUUGCUUUUCCUAGUAUUGACUCUGUGUGCUGUAUUCUGGUGGAACAAAAAAGGCUUGGCGUUGUUAUUCUGCAUAUUGCAGUUCUUGGCAAUGACCUGGUAUAGUCUCUCGUAUAUUCCUUUUGCAAGGGACGCUGUGAUUAAAUGCUUCUCGUCCUGUCUAGGGUAAAUUAAAACCAGGAACCACUGUAUGCUUUAAAAGCCAACUUUUAUUCCUCUGUGAAUUUUGCUCGGAAAACUAUACUUUUCCACUCAUGAAAUACCCAGUAACAAUUUAGUAUUUUCCUUGCCUCUUGCAUUUGGGGGAUUAAAUAAUCUUUACUAGAAACAGUUUUUAAAAUAAAUUGGGUGAACUCUUUGUGUUUACCCUGGAACCUUUAGGCUUUUUUUAACAAAAAAAAGUACAUUUAAAUACUUUGUGCAAAGUAGUCUUAAAACUACAUUGCAUCCAGUAGCACAGUUUAUUCCCCAGUGGAGGCAGGCCACUAAGGUCUGGGUAGUAUGCAUAAAGAUUUCAUUUACAGUUCUGUCUAAAAUGCGCUAUGUGCCAUUUAUGUUUGUGUAUUAUUUACUGUAUGCAUUUCCAAAGACAGAGUUUUAUAAACGUUGUAAAGAUUUGGUAAGUUAUAAUUAACUGCUCCUUUGAAAUGCCUAUACAUGUGCCUUAUGGAAAAAGCUUAAUGAGAAUCUGUGAAAGGUCUUUUAAAGGUUGUUGGAUUUUAUUAAAAAGCUAUAUUUUAAAUGAUUUUUUUUUCCUUUCCUACUUAACUACUUUUUACUAAAAGAACUUAUGGCUAAUGUAUAAAUGAGAUUUGUGAAAUAAAUUAGUUUUAAAGGUG
Harpia harpyja (harpy eagle) is the source of this 1149-nucleotide messenger RNA. RefSeq names its product SFT2 domain containing 1 (gene SFT2D1). Lineage: Eukaryota; Metazoa; Chordata; Aves; Accipitriformes; Accipitridae. The record is from RefSeq and is a predicted model, not a curated record. Gene Ontology annotation, biological process: vesicle-mediated transport. The coding region runs from base 60 to 479 and encodes 139 amino acids. The transcript is spliced from 8 exons. Gene Ontology annotation, cellular component: membrane.